Messenger RNA from Prorocentrum cordatum, 198 nucleotides. Lineage: Eukaryota; Dinophyceae; Prorocentrales; Prorocentraceae. The record is from the annotation of a GenBank genome assembly.
AUGGCCGAGUGCAUGCACAGGCUGGGCGCGGCCGCUGUGCAGUCCAUGAGCCUGGUCGCGGACCACUAUUGCUCGCCGAGGGACUGUUCCGACGGUGAGGUUGCAGCUUUCCACCCCUUCAAGACGAAGGACGACUGGCGGGGCUGUUUAGAAGCAUCGACCGGAAUGUCGUUCCCGGCCGAGGGCGACCUUCCUUGA